This is a messenger RNA of Medioppia subpectinata, 1473 nucleotides long. NCBI's taxonomy places the organism in Eukaryota, Metazoa, Arthropoda, Arachnida, Sarcoptiformes, Oppiidae. The record is from the annotation of a GenBank genome assembly.
CAUUCGGCGACUCUUAUAAGUCCACACAUUCUUCGGCAUCGCGUGGUGUCAGUCGUGUCGGUCACUGUUGUCACUGAAGCGGUUCCAGUAGUGGUGAUGAUAUCAGUGGUGCAUUUCAUGGACUAUGACUUUAAAGUGAAGACCGCAUCGGAAAGGGAUAAAGUAGAGGAACUGUUUGAGUACGAGGGCUGUAAGGUUGGCCGCGGCACCUAUGGUCACGUCUAUAAAGCCAAACGCAAGGACGGCUCCGAUACGCGCGAGUAUGCGCUCAAACAGAUCGAGGGCACCGGCAUAUCGAUGUCCGCGUGCCGUGAAAUAGCUUUAUUACGAGAACUAAAGCACGUGAAUGUGAUAAACCUACAGCGGGUAUUCCUGUCCCACUCGGACCGCAAAGUGUGGCUACUAUUCGAUUACGCGGAACACGAUCUCUGGCACAUAAUUAAGUUCCAUAGAGGGGCCAAAGCCAACAAAAAGCAAGUGGUCGUGCCGAAAGGGAUGGUCAAAUCGUUGAUAUACCAAAUACUGGACGGCAUUCACUACCUGCACACCAAUUGGGUUCUGCACAGAGAUCUAAAACCGGCGAACAUUCUGGUGAUGGGCGAAGGGGUGGAGAGGGGACGGGUGAAGAUCGCCGACAUGGGCUUCGCCCGCCUAUUCAACGCCCCACUCAAACCGUUGGCCGACUUGGACCCAGUGGUGGUCACCUUCUGGUACAGAGCGCCGGAACUAUUGCUCGGCGCGCGUCACUACACCAAAGCGAUCGACAUUUGGGCCAUCGGUUGCAUAUUCGCCGAACUGUUGACCUCAGAGCCCAUAUUCCACUGCCGACAGGAGGACAUUAAGACCUCGAACCCCUACCAUCACGACCAACUCGACCGCAUAUUCAAUGUGAUGGGCUUCCCAUUGGACAAGGACUGGGAGGACAUACGCAAAAUGCCUGAACACCCGACCCUUUCCAAGGAUUUUAAGCGCAAUAAUUACCAAAACUGUUCGCUCGUCAAGUAUAUGGAGAAACAUAAAGUAAAACAGGACUCAAAGGCGUUUCAAUUGUUGCAAAAGCUGUUGCUUAUGGAUCCCACGAAACGGCUCACAUCGGAUACCGCUAUGCAGGACACCUACUUCCAGGAGGACCCCCUCCCCACUCAAGAACUAAUACCUGUCCAUUCACUCCAUAGCGUAUUCCACGGCUGUCCCAUACCGUACCCGAAGCGUGAGUUUCUCACCGACGACGAGAACGAAGACAAGAACGACACGAAUAAUAAACAGCAAAACAAUAACAAUCAAAACCACGACAACAAUAAUCACAAUCAGGGCGUCAAACGGGUCCGCAUGAGCGGAAUGGGCGGCCAAACACUGCCGCCGGUCACCUCAUCGGCGUCCGGAGCCUCCGGUCACGGCAUGCAGAGCCAGAACAUGUACUCCAGCGGCCAACAGAUGGCCGGUAAUUAUCAACAACGGUAUAAUAACGUAUAA